CUCGCUCCUUCCUCUUCUUGCAUCCCAAAUUCAGCUCACACCUUCAUCGACAUGCCCUCAACUACUCCUCUAAUGUCUCCUCCACUCCUUGCAUUCGUCCAGUUCCCACCAAAGACAGUCCAGCACAUGUAAACCCAGCCCCCGUUACAGCAAAACCAGAAACCUCCGCGGACCCCCCCAAGGCAACAAGAAAGGCUACCAUACAACAUCCAUCAUGGAUCGCCGCGGCAGGAAUCUCCUCACCAAACUCUCCUCCGAACUAGGCUUCCGGACCCUCCGCAACAGCAGUCGAGAUGUGCAUCUACUCCUGCUGGCCCGCUUUCUACGCAUGGCCGCCUACGGCUCCAGCACCCUCAUCCUCGCCCUCUUCUUCCAAGUCCUCGGGCACAGCGACACGCAGAUCGGCCUCUUCAUGACCCUGACUCUUGCUGGGGAUGUGCUUAUCAGCCUGGGUCUUACUUUCAUUGCCGAUGCUCUGGGGCGGCGUAUGGUUCUUUUCCUUGGCUCCAUCCUCAUGACUUUCUCUGGGUGCAUCUUUGCCAUGUUCGCCAAUUACACCAUCCUCCUGCUCGCUGCUAUUGUGGGAGUGAUCAGUCCCAGUGGCAACGAAAUCGGUCCUUUCCGUGCGGUGGAGGAAUCGACGCUCGCGCAACUCUCCGACGCCGAUACCCGCUCGGAUAUCUUUGCUUGGUACGUUGUCAUCGGCACUCUGGGCACCGCGACUGGAUCGUUCGGGGGAGGCUGGUUGGUACAAUUCCUGGAAGGCAGCUGGAGACCCAUCACCGCGUACAAGUUCAUCUUCUGGAUUUAUGCCGUCGUUGGACUCUUGAAGGCUAGUUUGUGUGUGCUCCUCAGCGACAAAUGUGAGGUGCAGAAUGCGCCUUCCGCCACCGCUGCGCCAUCCUCAUCCGCAGCCGGACAACGACGCAACUCGAACGAGAACAGUGAAGCCGAAGAGCCUUUCCUCCCUCAGAAUGGAUCUUCCACAGCACCCAGCUCAUCACCCGCCAAACCCACACCACCGCCUAAACCCUCCCCCCUAAGCGUCUCGCGCCUCUCCCCCAAUUCCCGCAAAACCCUCGCAAAGCUCUGCGCCCUCUUCUUCUUCGACUCCCUUGCAAGCGGCAUGGUCCCCUACAGCCUCAUCGCCCUCUUCAUGGAACGCAAAUUCCGCAUGCCCGAAGGCAAGCUCGGCACCAUCAUGGCGACAGCGCAAUUCGUCAGCAGCAUGGGCAGCCUACUCGCGUCCGCGGUGGCGAAGCGCAUCGGCCUCGUGCGAGCCAUGGUCUUCACGCAUCUACCCAGCGCCAUCUUCCUCGCUCUAGUCCCUCUCCCGCCGCAGCUAGGCUGGACCAUCUUCCUACUCGUGGCGCGCGCGAGUCUAGGCUCCAUGGACCAAGCGCCACGCAGUGCGUUCCUGUCCGCCGUCGUGUUGCCCGAGGAGCGCACGGUGACGAUGGGGAUUGUGAACACGGUCAAGACGAUGAGCCAGAGUUCCGGGCCACUGAUCACGGGUAGUCUGGCUGCCUCGGCGCGCUUUUGGAUUGCGUUUGUGGUGGCGGGGAGUCUGAAGGCGUUUUAUGAUCUUGGCAUGCUUACUAUGUUUGUCAAUUUGAAACUCGAGGGGGAUAAGGGGGCAAGGAGGGCCGAGGUGGAUGAAGAGGAGCAUGAGCAAUUCGCAUUGGAACCGCUAGACGAUGAUGACGACGAGGAAGGAGAAGAGGAGGGAGAAGAAGGCGAGGGGAAAAAUGAAGGAAGAAAAUGAUACGAUGUG
This is a messenger RNA of Neohortaea acidophila, 1774 nucleotides long. RefSeq names its product major facilitator superfamily domain-containing protein. The coding region runs from base 215 to 1765 and encodes 516 amino acids. Gene Ontology annotation, biological process: transmembrane transport. Gene Ontology annotation, cellular component: fungal-type vacuole membrane. The transcript has a single exon. Lineage: Eukaryota; Fungi; Ascomycota; Dothideomycetes; Mycosphaerellales; Teratosphaeriaceae. Gene Ontology annotation, molecular function: transmembrane transporter activity. The record is from RefSeq and is a predicted model, not a curated record.